This is a messenger RNA of Rhizophagus irregularis DAOM 181602=DAOM 197198, 1011 nucleotides long. RefSeq lists its product as uncharacterized. Gene Ontology annotation, biological process: vacuolar proton-transporting V-type ATPase complex assembly. NCBI's taxonomy places the organism in Eukaryota, Fungi, Glomeromycota, Glomeromycetes, Glomerales, Glomeraceae. Gene Ontology annotation, cellular component: Vma12-Vma22 assembly complex. The record is from RefSeq and is a predicted model, not a curated record.
UUGUUUUUAACGGUUAAAUAAUUACUUUUAAUUCUUUUGAAAAUGGAAAAACAACUGGAAGAAAUUUGUUCAAGGUUAGACGAAGCUUUACUUGAAUACUUGAAUUUAAUUUCCAAUUAUCAAGAAAAUUGGCAACAAAUUAGUAAGGAUUUAGAAGGUGCCUUUAUGCAACUUGCUCACGCAAAAUAUACUAUGGGGCCUGGUAGAUUAACUCAAGAUCAGUAUGACGGGAGAAUGCAAGCUGCUACAAGAAUUUUGAUAUCACAAAAUCUAGGUGUUGAAGAAGAAAAAAAGCAUUACAAUCAUCAAUUUUCUUUGAUUAGUGGAUAUUUGGAAAAUGAUGAAAAUAUAAUUGAUGAAUCCGAAUCUAGUCAAAUUAUUGAUAGCUCUUCAACCCUUCGUCGACGCAAUGUAAAGGAACUCGAAACUAAAACUGAUAAUACGGCUAAAACGGAGAAGCCGCAAAAAAAAAAAAUUAUACGCGAUCCAUUACAUUGGUUUGGACUUUUGGUUCCACCAUCCUUAAGGGAUUCGCAAAAACACUUUAAGCAGGGCCUAGUAAAUAUGGUCAACCUCUUAAAUUUACGAAAUGAAAUACUAGAGAAAGAAGCUCAAUACAAAAUUAUGAAGCAAGAAAAAGAAAAGAUUAUGCAAGAAUUAUCAAAAUCAAAGGAACCAGUGAGUGAAGAAAAGAAUACCCAAGAAAACGCAUUGUAAUGAACUCAGGUUUGAAGAUAUUAUCUAGAUCGUUAUUUUACUAUAAAAUCCUAUAACCCUUAUUAGCAGCUAUUUAAUUUUUACUGAUAUAUCUAUACGCGAGUUUAUUAGGGUCUAAUAUUACUUUAAUUUAAUGGUAGAUUGAUAUGAGACUAUAAAACUUUUUUAGAUAACAUUAUUUCAUGUACAUUCAUUAGAAUAUACUUUUGUAUAGAUUUAGCAAAAUUUUUUUUUUGUAGAAAAUUAUAAGAAAAUAAGAAAAGAAAUGAUAAAAAUUUAUUCUUACACGAAAAA